Molecule: messenger RNA, 1035 nt
Organism: Strigops habroptila (Kakapo)
Lineage: Eukaryota; Metazoa; Chordata; Aves; Psittaciformes; Psittacidae
Gene: MPDU1
Product: mannose-P-dolichol utilization defect 1
Biological process (GO): oligosaccharide biosynthetic process
Source: RefSeq, a predicted model, not a curated record
CGCGCACUGAAAGGGGCGGAGCUUCCCAUUGAGGGGCGGAGCUUCCCAUUGAGGAGCGUGUCCUCAUGAAGCAACGCCUCCCUGCAGCCAAUGGCGUUGGCGGGCUCGGGGAUGGGGGGCGUGUCCUCGUGACGCAAGGCCUCCCUGCAGCCAAUGGCGUUGGCGGGCUCGGCGGGGGCGUGCCCAGGCGGAAGCGCGAUGGAGCCGCUGCGGGGCUGGCUCGUCCCGGCGCUGCUGCCCGAGCGCUGCUUCGAGGAGCUCGUCCUGGGGCUGCAGCUGCUGCACGUUCCGUGUCUGCGGAUCCUGCUCAGCAAAGUGCUGGGUUACGGCAUCGUGGCGGGCUCCGUCAUGGUGAAGCUGCCGCAGGUGCUGCGGGUGCUGGGUGCCCGCAGUGGGGCCGGGCUCAGCGUCCCGGGGGUGCUGCUGGAGCUGCUGGCGCUGGCGGGGAGCGUCGCCUAUGGGUGCUCCAGGGCCUUCCCCUUCAGUGCUUGGGGUGAAGCGCUCUUCCUCCUCCUGCAGACCAUGACCCUCGGCUUCCUCAUGCAGCACUUUGGGGGGCACACGGGGAGAGGGGUGCUGCUGGUGGCUGGUUACUGGGUGUUAUUGGGUGCCCUCCUCUCCCCCACGCCCCCCCCCGGGCUCAUCACCUUCCUCCAAGCGGCCAAUCUGCCCAUCAUCAUCCUCAGCAGGCUCCUUCAAGCCGCCACCAACUACCGCCAAGGCCACACGGGGCAGCUUUCGGGGGUCACCACCACCCUCUUAUUUGGGGGGGCCCUGGCGCGGGUCUUCACUUCCCUUCAGGAGACGGGGGACCCGCUCCUGGCCUUGACCUUCGCCACGUCGGCCGCCUGCAAUGGGCUCCUAUUGGGGCAGCUGCUCUAUUAUAGGGGGGGGACCCCCAAAUCUCCCCCUCACCCCAAAGUGGACUGACCCCGGAUGCCCCCCAAACCCCCCCCACAAUGGGGGGGGGGGGUAAAAAGGGGGUUUUUGUGGGGUCAAACAUCCCCUUCGUUAAUUAAAUGCGUUUUCACUGGU